This is a messenger RNA of Exophiala viscosa, 2432 nucleotides long. RefSeq names its product peptidase S8/S53 domain-containing protein. The record is from RefSeq and is a predicted model, not a curated record. Gene Ontology annotation, biological process: proteolysis. Bases 1 to 2379 code for a protein of 792 amino acids. NCBI's taxonomy places the organism in Eukaryota, Fungi, Ascomycota, Eurotiomycetes, Chaetothyriales, Herpotrichiellaceae. Gene Ontology annotation, molecular function: serine-type endopeptidase activity. The transcript has a single exon.
AUGCCGCUUGCCGGCAUAAACGGCUACAGCAUCUCUCCCCAUGCUCACAUCGAAGGUGGCCAAUUCUACUCUUCUAAUGCUGAACACAGCAACUAUCUUCUGGUCCAGUUCCAAAGCCCUUUGGACCACGAGAGAUACGAAGAGAUUCAUACCCUUAGCCUGCACACCCUGGAGUACCUAGGCGAGAACACGUACCGCUGCCAAUAUGAACCUGAAGACCUCCAACAAAUUCGAACGCUGCCAUUUGUGAUAUACGCCAACGUCUAUCACCCAGCUUAUGUUAUCCAGCCAAGUUUGAAAACCAAGAUCAAUACGAGUUUGGCGGACUACGAGACUGAGCCUGGUCGGCUAUACCACGUCAGCGUUGUAUUGCACUCUGAGAACGAGGGAGAACAUGGCAAAUCGAUGCUUGCCGAUCUUUUGCGCGUUGAGAAACACCUGCUUGAGGCCGACUGGAAAUGUAUACAUGCCCAUCUUACUGCUCAGCAAAUAGAUGCCGCCGCUGCGCUGGAUCAAGUGCUUGCAAUCGAAGAGAUUCUACCUCUGAGUUAUCAACUCUUUCAAGCUCGUCAAGACAUUCACCUUCCCCGGGCAAGGCUUUUCGGGUCUGUUCCAUACCGUGGACAAGGCCAGGUGAUUGCCAUAGCGGACCAGGGAAUUGAUGGGGGCCGCUACAUAAUCAACAAAGGACGCAGCGACGCCGAGGUGAAAGGAGACGGAAAUGAUCAUCCUGCGUUCUCGGGCAGGAUUCUUGACCGCAUAGCAGAGAAUCGCAAAGCGGCCGACUAUACGGGAUUAACUCCAGAUAAGGAUACACUGCUACGACUCACCACCAGGGAUAGCAUCAGCAGCCAUGGCACACACGUCUCAGGUUGUGCGUUAGGAAAUGGCAAUGCAAGUCCAUAUGGCCAGGUACAGGGAGCGGCCCCUGCUGCUUCGCUUGUCAUGUUCUCUAUAAGUUCUGAAAGAGGAGUUCCUUUCAUUGAAAACCUGACAGCUCUACUGAAGAGGGCAUAUCACCACCUACGCGCGCCCAGAAUCAUCAACUUCAGUCAAGCUCCGAUGAAUUGGCAAGAUAAACCAGCCGUAUACAAUGCCACUCUGGCAGCAACAGCAGAUGCGUUUGUGUGGGCUAAUCAAGACAUAUUGAUUGUUGCGUCAGCUGGUAAUUUUGGCGCAAAAACACCAGCCCCGUAUGGUCAAAUAUCAGGGAUGGGGCUUGCGAAGAACGUCUUGACUGUGGGUGCUUGCCAAACUUCACAUUCUUUAGCCUGGGGUGUAGGACUCGACAAGCAAAACAGGCAUCUCCAAUACCGUCGAAAGGGUCCACGAGGAAAUCCAGAUACAAUGGCCUACUUCAGCAGUCGUGGACCGGCCUAUACAGGCACUGGUGCUGCGGAUACUGCCCCCUUUCGCUGGAAGCCCGAUGUGGUUGCUCCAGGAACGGCCAUUCUGUCAGCAAAAGCUCGCGGUAGCACUGGCCCAGGCGAUGGUAGCAAAUUUGGUACAUCUGCCAACAAUGAUUAUGUCUUUGACAGUGGGACUAGUUUCGCUGCGCCUAUCGUGGCUGGAGUGGCCGCGCUUUUGCGUCAGGCUGUCAUGACCCGGCGAGGCAGAGAAGGGCGGGUGACUGCCGCACUUAUCAAAGCACUGAUGGUGAAUACCACGGACGAUAUACAGACCAAGCUGCCUGCAGCUUCGCCUAUCCCUUACGUUGCUGGGGCACCAGCGCCAUUUGGACCAGACCCGCUACCAGGACGAGCGCCGGCACCUGUUCUUCCUGUAGAUCCGAGCGGUUCGACAGAUUCGGACGAUUCAGAUGAUCCGGGUGUACCUCCUCCAGCAUUCCUCUCUGAUCCAAAAGUGAAUGCAGCUCCCGACGCAACCCAAGGAUUUGGUCGGAUCAAUGCUGAACGAGCAUUGACGAAUGUCACUGACACCACAAACUGCUGGUUCCUUGACGACGUACCCUGCUCUUUCGUGGCUACUGCCCCCUGGUCGCGAACCGUCAACAUUCCGCCGAAGCCCGCCGGUGCACGCGGCUGGAAGCUCUCUGUCACAAUGUCCUACACAGAUCUCCCGGGAGCGACACUCCAGAAUGUAUUGGAGCUCAGUAUCACGUACACUAUGAUUUCUAGUACAGGUGGCCACACAGCCGUCACGCGGUAUGGAAACGACAUGGCCGUUCAAGGAGAACUCCCAAGACCCAGCGAGCAACCUGACACCAACAACACAGUUCAGAAGAUUGUCUGGAAUCUGGUGCCAGCGGGACAAAAUGUCCGCAUCGCGGUAACAUGCACGCGAUUCACUAUCAUUCCAACACCUUUAGGAACCUUAACGCCAACAUUUGCUAUUGUUUCGAUGCUCGAACGCGUGUAAGGGAGGACAUAUCAGCAGUUGUUUGUAUGCUCGGACUGUCGAGAAUUUGAGCG